This is a messenger RNA of Penicillium paradoxum, 843 nucleotides long. Its product is annotated as enoyl-CoA hydratase/isomerase family protein. The transcript has 2 exons. Bases 1 to 843 code for a protein of 280 amino acids. Gene Ontology annotation, cellular component: mitochondrion. The record is from RefSeq and is a predicted model, not a curated record. Lineage: Eukaryota; Fungi; Ascomycota; Eurotiomycetes; Eurotiales; Aspergillaceae. Gene Ontology annotation, molecular function: delta(3,5)-delta(2,4)-dienoyl-CoA isomerase activity.
AUGGCCGAUAACUACUCUUUCGAAUAUUUCACCGUGCGAUUCCCCGCCGACCACCAAUAUGUGGCCCACGUGGAGAUUAACCGUCCAGAAAGGCUGAACGCCUUCAUGGAAGUGAUGUGGGAGAAUAUGAGCAAGAUUUUCACUAAGCUUUCCACGGAUCCUAACGUUCGCGCGAUCGUCAUCAGCGGUGCUGGAAAGGCAUUCACCGCGGGGCUGGAUGUCAAGGCGGCUUCUGAAGGUCUUUUGUCACAAGACAAGAACGCUGAGCCAGCACGAAAGGCGACUAGUCUUCGUCGUCAUAUCACCACUUUCCAGGACUGUAUCACCUCAUUAGAACGCUGCGAGAAGCCCGUUGUGGCUGCCAUGCACGGGUUCUCGUUGGGCCUCGCCAUUGACCUGUCAACGGCCACGGACGUGCGUCUCUGUGCUCAGGAUGCCCGGUUUGCUGUCAAGGAGGUGGAUAUCGGAAUUGCAGCCGAUAUUGGCACCCUCAGCCGACUUCCCAAGGUGGUCGGAAACUACGGGUGGGUCAAGGAGGUGGCUUUGACAGCACGCGAGUUCGGUGCCGAGGAGGCGCUGCGUGUUGGAUUUGUCAAUGCAGUGUAUGAGAACCGGGCAGCCACUAUUACGGCUGCACUCAAACUCGCCGGCCUGAUGGCUAGCAAGAGCCCCAUCGCUGUCCAAGGUACUAAGGAGAUCUUGAACUUCUCGCGCGAUCAUUCGGUGCAAGAUGGACUGCGCUACACGGGCGUGUGGAAUAGCGCUGCUUUGCAGACACAGGAUGUGUCGGCUGCUCUGCUGUCGAGCUUGCAAAAGCGUACUCCGACAUUCGAGAAACUAUAG